This is a messenger RNA of Erigeron canadensis, 1314 nucleotides long. RefSeq names its product zinc finger protein CONSTANS-LIKE 2-like. The transcript is spliced from 2 exons. Gene Ontology annotation, molecular function: zinc ion binding; protein binding. NCBI's taxonomy places the organism in Eukaryota, Viridiplantae, Streptophyta, Magnoliopsida, Asterales, Asteraceae. Gene Ontology annotation, cellular component: nucleus. The coding region runs from base 62 to 1159 and encodes 365 amino acids. The record is from RefSeq and is a predicted model, not a curated record. Gene Ontology annotation, biological process: regulation of flower development.
GCCAAAAAAAAAAAAAAAAAACAUAUCGAACACUUUCAUAAACAAACAUUUUUAAGAAAAUAUGAGCAACGUAUGUUUAAAAAACACUACUACCAGAGCCCGUGUUUGCGAUACAUGUCGGUCUAGCCCGAGCUCGAUAUAUUGUGAAGCCGACUUGGCGUUUUUAUGCACCAGUUGUGACUCACAUGUCCAUGCUGCCAACAAGUUGUCAUCGAGACACAAACGUGUGUUAAUAUGUGAAGCGUGUGAACAAGCUCCGGCCGCGUUUACAUGCAAGGCUGACUCGGCUUCACUUUGCAUUACUUGUGAUGUAGUCAUUCAUUCGGCGAACCCUUUAUCCCAUCGUCACACCCGUGUGCCCGUUAUGCCUAUUUCGGGCUCAGUCAAUGGGAAUCAAGGAAAUGGGCCUGGGCCAUGUUUUUUGGCCCAAGAGUCAGAAGGAACAGCAGAUAAUGAGGAUGAAGAGGAAGCGGCUUCAUGGCUGCUGGAUGGGCCAAUGAAAAACGAAGAAGAAAAUGAAAAUAGCGACAUAAACGGGUUUUUGUUUAAUGGAGAUGGGAGUGUGGAUGAGUAUUUAGACCUUGUGGGGUAUAAUACUUCUUGUCAAGAUAUUCAGUUUAGUGGUGAUCAUCAUAGCAAUGAUUUGAAAUUUGAUGAUGAGUUUAAGUAUACUAAUUAUGAUGAUGGUACUAAUAUUAAGAAGCAGAGUAAUAAGAAUUACCAAAUUCAUCAAUUUAAUUUUCAUACUCAAAAAAUUGAGUUGGGGAUGGAAUAUGAGACUUCAAAUGAUGGCUAUGGCUUCCCUCCUUCACUUGUUCAUAGUGUUUCCAUGUCAUCCAUGGAUGUUGGAGUAGUACCAGAAUCCGCAAUAACACCAAAAGGGUCGACAAUUGAUCUAUUUUCGAGUCCUUCAAUUCAGGUGCCAACACAACUAACUCCAACAGAUAGAAAGGCAAGAGUCCUAAGGUACAUGGAGAAAAAGAAAACAAGAAAGUUUGAGAAAACCAUUAGGUACGCGUCUAGAAAAGCAUAUGCCGAAACAAGGCCUAGGGUCAAAGGGCGUUUUGCAAAAAGAACCAACAUUGAUGAAGAAGUAGACCAAAUGUUUUCGACGACACUAUUGACAGAAGGUGGAUACUGCAUUGUCCCUUCAUUUUGAAAGAUGUUACUUUGGAAAUAUAGAUGUCUGUAGAAUUUAAAUGCAUAUGUAACUGUUUUUUUUCCCAUUCAUGUUAUUUAUCAUAGUAAAUCUUGUAGCUGUUUGUUCAAGGAUUAUCCUUUUCUAUAAAUGAAUGAAUGCAUUUUAUUGUCCAA